Messenger RNA from Salvelinus sp. IW2-2015, 2415 nucleotides. The record is from RefSeq and is a predicted model, not a curated record. Lineage: Eukaryota; Metazoa; Chordata; Actinopteri; Salmoniformes; Salmonidae.
GCCUGUCUGUGUCCUUGUCCUUGCAGGUACUGAGACCCUGAGUCAUUGUCUAUGAAUACACUGGCUGUCUGUACUGUAGUGAGUGUGUCCAAGCCAGCUAACCUCAAGGAGGAAGAUGUGGGAGAUGCGCACAGACACAAACAUAUGUCCUACAGAACAUGAAUGAAAAAGGACACUGAUGCUUCUGAGUGUGAAGUAACACACAUAGGUUACACUACAGAGAGUUCUGGACUUACCCUCUCUUUCUCUCUCUUUCUCACACACACACACACACACACACUCACUCUAACACACACCCUGAGACAUGGAUACUAUGGUGAAGCAGUCUCUGGCGGUGCCCAUGAAGAAGCUGUCCAGCUGUGUGACAGGAGUGAAGGAGAGAGAGGUGUGGGCCAGGCGCAGGGCCAAAAGGGGGACAGGAGGAGUAAAGAGCAGCCCUCCACGGAUGGGACAGACCUCCGUCAUACGCUCCUACCAAACUGACCUGGAGAAGGAGAGGAAGCUGAGGGAAGCCCUGAAUGCUCAGAAGCACGCAGAGAGAGCCGCCAUGAGGGAUCACUUCAGGAAGAAGUACCAGCUCUCCAAGAGUUCCAAGGACACCAGCCACCUGAGUGCGGCGCAAGGUAAAGUGGCACUCCCCCGUCAACUGGCUAAACUGAUUGGUCCUGAGACCCCGGCCAAGGACGAUGGCUACAACCUGCUGAGCGCCUUCCAAGGCCUCAACUUCAACAUGGGGAUGCUUGGAGGCAAGCAGACCAAGUCGUCCACUCCAAUGUCAGUCAAMGGAGAGGCCUGCAAAAGUCUGAGAGGGUCAUCCCUACCUCAGACCAUGUGGAGUGUAUCUGUGAGCCCGUCCGUGUUGCAGGUGAUACAGGGGAUGUGUGUGUCCGUGCGUCCAGCARCGUGUGUGAGGAUACAGAGGGGGAUGUGUGUGUGUCCGGCGGGGACAGUGGCAGGGCGCGGUGUGGAGGGGGUAACCCCCGCCAGAGGGGGUCCUGCAGGGAGGGGUGGAGGUAGAGGGCUGAGGCGGUUUGAGGAGAUCCCCCACACGGGCAGCAGUGGCUGGCUCAACCUGGUGAAGUUCUGGAGAGAAGACAGAUUUAAACUAUUACACAAACACAUGGAGAGGACAGAGUUAGUAAACUUAAAACCGUUCAGAGUUAAUACCUUAACCGUUCAGAUUAAUAUCUAUCUUCGCUUUCUUUCUUCUCUACCUUUCUCCAUUCUACUUCAUCUCAAAAUCUCUGUUUCUCACUUUUUCUCUCGUUCUCUUUCUCCAGCCAGUUGUCAUGUCCUGUAUGGAGAGCGUAUCGGUCUCUUCUCCACCUCUCCCUCCCAGGAGUCUCAGAAGUUUAUUUUUGCAGUUGAGAGAAUGUUGGCCACCACCCCUCCUCUCCUCUCCCUGCCCCCCCGUCUGCUGUGGCGCCUGGGCGCCCCCCUCUGGACACAACACGCCACUGCAUGGGACCACAUCUUCAGCCACGCUGAGAAAAGGAUCCAGAGAGGAGUCCAGCGUCUGCGCUCCACCCAGGCUGCAGGAGGUGGUAGUGGGGGUACAGAGGGAGAGUUCACAGGGAUCCUGGGUCAGCUGAUGGAUAAAGGACAGUUGUCUCUGGAGCUCAUUAGAGCCAACAUCACUGAACUCAUGGCCGGGGGAGUGGACACGACRGCGGUGCCCCUGCAGUUUGCCCUGUAYGAGUUGGGUCGUAACCCGGCAGUGCAGGAACAGGUCAGAGGUCAGGUGCGGGYAGCGUGGGCAAGAGCCGGCGGUGACGCCUACAAGGCCCUGCAGGGGGCGCCACUACUGAAGGGACUCGUCAAGGAGACCCUCAGGUUAUAUCCAGUGGGGAUCACUGUCCAGAGAUAUCCAGUCAGAGACAUCACCAUCCAGAACUACCACAUACCUGCUGGGACAUGUGUCCAGGCGUGUCUGUAUCCUCUGGGGAAGUCGGAUGUGUUUCAGGAUCCGGAGCGUUUUGACCCUGGUCGCUGGGGGGCUCAGGAGUCUGGAGAGGGCCUGGGGGGGUGGAGGGCCUCCCUGGCGUUUGGAUUCGGCGCCAGGCAGUGUGUUGGCAGGAGGAUCGCUGAGAACGAAAUGCACUGCUACAUCCUGUUGAGUUUCCCUCUCAGUGUGUCGUCUUAGGAGCUCAGCACUAAAUACACCUAAAUCCUCCAGCCUGAAACCCCACCACGCAUCACCUUCAGCAACCACUCUGACACACACCCACACUCACCCCCCCCCACACACACACACACACAUACACACCACACACACACCAUCGUUUAACCAACCAAACAAAUCAAUCAUUUUAUCAAUCCUUAUACAGUAAUCGUCAAUGAACUCACCAACAUCCUUACCAUAUGGUCCACAUGAAAACAUCAAAUAAUAAUAAAGUCCUAUUUUUGUCAAUAAAA